AUGGCGCUUGUGCGAAGAGACUCUGCUGAUGAACCGCGCGUAUACUCGUUAGGUAGCGGGGACGUUAGCCCGUAUACCGCGUGUAACUACGAGUACCCGGCCGACCAGCAGGCUGACUUGUUGAUCGCGAGGCAAGAAGCGGAGAGUGCCAAGGAGAACUCCUACAACAUUUGCAGGGGCAUAUUUCUACGUGCUCUCGCGUGUGUAUAUUUCUUAUCCUUUCUGGGACACUUUAAUCAAGAUGUGGGACUGAUCGGACAGGAUGGUGUGUGGCCAGCCGUUGUGCAUAUGGCCGACUUGGCGAGCAGUAAACGGGGGGUGUUCUUGCCGGACGUUUCAGCUUUCCUGCCAAUAUGCGACACCUGUAUCCGUGUGAUUCCCAUCGUUGGCAUGGCACUCAGCCUGCUCGUGGGAGUCACUGGCAUGGCAAGUGUGGCGCUGUGUCUCAUGCUCUGGUUCUGCAAGCUCGCGUUGAUCGCCCUUAGGUCCACACUCCCAACGCACAAUGCAGACUUGCUCUUGCUGGAAGCGGGCUUUAUCGCCAUAUUCCUGCUCUCGCCGUUCUCGCUCCUUGAAAAGCCGGACAAGCAUUGGGAGGUGCCCAUGGCAUGCAGGUGGGCAUACCGCUUGCUGGUGUACCGCAUCAUGUUCUGCUCCGGUCUAUCCAAAAUACGCGGAAGCGCACACUGGGCCGAUGGAACAGCUUUCAAGUAUUUGCUGCUGGAUGUGCCCCUCCCUAACCCUUUGACGCACCUCUUCUUCAAUCUGUUGGACGCACAGCCGCUGCUCAACGCCUUUGCCACCAACGCGUUGUUGUUCGUCGAAUGCGUCGCCUCGAUAUUUUUGCUAGUGAGCGCGCGUGCCUGCAGGGUCGUUGGUGGAUGCGUCGCGCUUAAUUACGCGCUCUUUAUGAAUUGCAUCGGAAACUUCGGGACCUUCUACAUGCUGCUGGGAGCCUGCACGCUAUUCUGCUUCGAUGACGCAACACUUCAAACCCUAUGGAAAAACAGUUUUCACAAGAUAUGGAAGCUGUAUAAGGAUGAUGAGGGUGACGAAGUUGCUCCUGUUUCGCCCCUGCAGCAGGUGUCUGAUGACGUUGAAGAGCAGAGUAGCGACCAAGAGGCGAACGAGACUUUCGGUUCCAAGUUGGUCAACGCCGUGACCUACAGGGCGAAGAAAAAGUACAUAAGGGACGCGCUAUUCUCCAAUGAUUCAUUUGGUAUGACCUGGACGCAGGAACAGCACAUUUACACGCAACGUAUCAUACAGCUCGUAAUCGUCUUCAUUACGGCGAUCGUAGCAGCGAAUAUCGUAAUAGGGAGGUCAAACGUGGGCCUAAAGGCGCUACUCAUAUUCUGUCUCGCCCUCAUCAUCCACGUCCAAUGCGACUCCAUCGGAACGCACGAAAUAUACAUCACCGCCGCCGGCACGCUAUUCGCAUUGCAUAUGUGGUUGGUGCUGGAAUUCAUGACCGCCGGAUUCAGCGUGUGGAGCUUCUGGCUGUGGAUAGGAGUUACUGAAUUGCAACUGGGACUCUGUCACACCAAGCGCAAGCUCUAUACCAUGUGCAGCUACAUACUGCAAUCUGUGAUUGCGCUGGUUAUAUGCUGCUACGCCAUGCCGUUGCUCAUUCGCUCGGCCAAAUAUAACAGCGCGGUGGCCGGAAUAAAGGCGCCCCUCGGUAUAGUUAACAGCUAUGACGGUUUUGGGGUGCUCCCCGACCAGCGGUAUGAGCUCGUCGUACAGGGCACUGACGAGCCCGUUGUGACGGCCGCCACUAAGUGGAAGCAAUACGAGCUGCCUUGCGCACCAGGAGAUACCACACGAAUGCCUCUAAUGGUGCCCGGAUACACUUUCGAGCUGGACAACUUAAUCCAUGAUUUCGCAAGCCAAGGCGCACAUCCAGAACCCACGGCUGUGCCAAGGUUCAUGUUGGAGCUCUUACGUGCGUUACUUCACAACAAGCCUGCAGCCACGGCGCUGUUCCGCAGCAAUCCCUUCCAAAAGGGUGCGCCCAAAUUCGUCAGGGUAAUGCAGUAUGCCUACGGAUUUGCAAACUCAAAGGAGGACGGGUGGUAUGUGCGCUUCCCGCAUACGCAACUCGUGCCCCCGCUUACGUUGGAGCACCGUACGUCGCACGCGGAACACGCCGGGGCUAAACAUGCUGAUAAGGCGCACAAGAGCCCUGCCCAUGUGAUGCAACACCUCGCUGCGUCACGCCACCCUGCGACGGUGUUGCACGUUGUGCAUGACAUGCCUCCCGCGAGAAACAUUCGCGGCGUCCCUCUGGAGCUGGCGGACGCGUUUACGCAAAACACGCCGCCCACUGACUCUCUCAUGCUUACCCGAGUGUAA
Babesia bigemina is the source of this 2355-nucleotide messenger RNA. RefSeq names its product Lipase maturation factor 1. Gene Ontology annotation, biological process: protein maturation. The coding region runs from base 1 to 2355 and encodes 784 amino acids. The record is from RefSeq and is a predicted model, not a curated record. Lineage: Eukaryota; Apicomplexa; Aconoidasida; Piroplasmida; Babesiidae. Gene Ontology annotation, cellular component: endoplasmic reticulum membrane. The transcript has a single exon.